Molecule: messenger RNA, 2495 nt
Organism: Cottoperca gobio
Lineage: Eukaryota; Metazoa; Chordata; Actinopteri; Perciformes; Bovichtidae
Gene: paplnb
Product: papilin b, proteoglycan-like sulfated glycoprotein
Exons: 13
Coding region: 444-2144 (566 amino acids)
Biological process (GO): extracellular matrix organization; proteolysis
Cellular component (GO): extracellular matrix
Molecular function (GO): metalloendopeptidase activity; serine-type endopeptidase inhibitor activity
Source: RefSeq, a predicted model, not a curated record
AAAUAUUCUCUUCCUCUUUUUCUGUGUUGGAACAAACAAGGAUUUUACUGUUACACAAAAGCACAUUUAUGUUUUUUGAUCUUUUUACUAAAGCACGUGACUGCUAAUGAAAGGACUUGAUGUAAAACUACAACAUACAGGAAGCAGCCUCACAGCCUGAGGGUGCAAACUGGGAAAACCCCUGUUCCAAAAAAAUGUUUUAUCACAACCUAUAUUCAAAGAUAGAAAUAGAAGUCAAAAUGUUUUUUUGGGGAGGGAAAACUGUUUAUGUGUGGUUGAAAGCUGACACUUUAUGGGCUGUGGGUUUGGUGAGCAGCGAGGGUGAGGAGAUAGAAAGCUGAGCGCCGGUGCCUACCUUCACUACUGAGGUGCACAUCCUUCUGCACUGCUGAUCGACCAGACGGGGAAUUCAACACGUAGUUCUGCAGUAACUUCUGGUGAAAAUGAACAUCCUGCAAGUCCUUGGUGUCCUACAGCUGCUGGCUGUACCUGCUCUCACUCUGAUACGGCCUUCCCAUGACUACUGGGGAGAGUUUGGAGCCUAUGGGCCGUGCAGCCGCACCUGCGGCACAGGAGUGGCAAUGAGAACCAGGAAUUGUAUCACUUCGAGGACAGAUGGCGGACAUAACUGCAUAGGAUCGUCUAAGUCCUUCCGAACCUGUAACACACAGGAAUGUCCUGUUGGAUCCAGGGACUUCAGGGAGGAGCAGUGCUCCAAGUUCGACAGGUCGGACUUCCAGAGCAAACGCCAGACAUGGCUGCCUUAUUAUGGAGCAUCCAAUCCAUGUGAGCUGAGCUGUGUCCCAAGAGGAGAGGACUUCUUCUACCGACACAGGCCUGCAGUGGUGGAUGGGACACGAUGCUAUGUGGGCCGCACUGAUAUCUGUGUGGACGGCAUCUGCAGGAUUCUGGUCCACGGAGAGUUUAUGGGCUUGGAUGACGACACUAAUUCCGUACACUCUGCUGCUCCUGUUGCUCCUCACCCAAGGGAGACGCUGACAUACAUUUACAAAUUCGGUGUCUAUGACCAGUGCUCUGCCUCCUGCAAUGGAGGCAUGCAGUAUCGCAGCGUGGAGUGUUGGGUUCAGGACACAGUGAACCCCCAUGUGGUGGAAGAGUCUUACUGCAUUACCCAGCGCCUGCAGAGGCCACAGAGCCAGCAGGCCUGCAACAUGCAUCCGUGUGCUGCUGAGUACAGCGUCUCCAGCUUCAGUGUGUGCUCUGUGACUUGUGGAGAAGGCCAGCAGAAGAGGGAGGUGACCUGUGUGGGGUCGGGAAGUGAACGUCUGUCUGACCAAGCCUGUAGCGGACUGGCAAGACCUCCUUCUGUCCAGGCCUGCCGCAGACCUGCCUGUCACACACACAUCACCUGGCAUGUGACUGACUACGGACUGUGCACCAGGAGCUGCGGUGGCGGAGUGAGGGAGAGGAGAGUGGCCUGUUUUGAUAUAGAUCUGAACCCCUACCCAGAGGCCCGGUGUGGUGCGGCGAGCAGACCCGCCUCUGUGGAGACAUGCAACUCACAGACGUGCCUCACGCCACAAAUGGUCCCAAGUGUACAGGACCCAAGGGCACACGAAAGCACCACGAGAGGAUUCGUGCCCCAUGUUCCAGAAGACCCUUCAGCUUCCAGACCACAUUCAAACAUUGCCUACCCUCCUGUGGCUGGUCCUCAAUGUGCACUGUCACACUACGGCUGCUGUCCUGACGGCCACACCUCUGCCACGGGGCCCAGGAACGAGGGCUGCUCCAGAGAUGACUGUGUUCGCUCCAGGUAUGGCUGUUGUUUGGAUGAGGUGACUUCAGCUCAAGGAUUUGGAAGGGCUGGAUGUCCUGAGUACCUGACAGCUGUGCAACAUACACCACCUGCUCCUGCACCUCCAUCCACUGGAAAUGUGUGCUCCAUGCCUCGUGAUGAGGGCUCCUGCGAUACUUGGAAGGUCCGCUUCUUCUACGACUCUGGUACUGGCAAAUGUACUGAGUUCUGGUAUGGAAGCUGCCAGGGCAAUGCUAAUAACUUUCUGUCCUUGGAAGCAUGUCAGAGAGAGUGCGGGGGUGUUGUGAUGAGGGAAACCCCACCUCCAUCUCGCAGAGGGACCCCAAGGAGAGGGACACCCAGCGGUGCUUUGAGGGCGAUGGCGUAACCAUGAUGCUCAACACUAAUACCUCCAAAUCAGUGCCGUCUCCAUGACACUAAUCAUAUGAUCUUUGUACACACGUAGUAUUUACAUAUAUGACACACACAAACAUGUAUUGUAAAACUUACCACAUCCUACCUUUCAUUUAAACAUCAGACUUUAGAAAUGAACUAAAUAGUCUCACAUUAUAUCUGACACAAUCCCAGCUCAUAGUUCUAAUUGUGUUGUCUGUUUGUAUUUUGUUUAUGAUGCUCAGUAUAUUCACUUAUAUAUUUUGCCCUUUAGAUCAUAUACAAUAAAAUAAUGCCAAUGUGAUUACCCAAGUUAAAUUAUAAACCUAAUCAAUAAAUGUUCAGC